Budorcas taxicolor (takin) is the source of this 1820-nucleotide messenger RNA. It is a transcript of the gene PRPSAP2, whose product is annotated as phosphoribosyl pyrophosphate synthetase associated protein 2. Gene Ontology annotation, cellular component: cytoplasm; ribose phosphate diphosphokinase complex. The record is from RefSeq and is a predicted model, not a curated record. The transcript has 12 exons. Gene Ontology annotation, molecular function: ribose phosphate diphosphokinase activity; magnesium ion binding. Bases 194 to 1303 code for a protein of 369 amino acids. Gene Ontology annotation, biological process: 5-phosphoribose 1-diphosphate biosynthetic process; purine nucleotide biosynthetic process. NCBI's taxonomy places the organism in Eukaryota, Metazoa, Chordata, Mammalia, Artiodactyla, Bovidae.
GGGACCGGCGCUCUCCUCCUUCGGCAGCGGAAGCUGCGGCGGGGCCGGGGCUGGGGUCGGGGCCAGGAGGAAUUUUGUUGUCAGAAACUAAAAGAAGGUUGUCGUAAUUGACUUUAAGCAGCAAACAGUAAAACACUGAGCUCUUCAGCUCCACCUUUCUUGUGCUGAGAAUUGGAAAACCAAGAAGGUUUUGAUGUUUUGUGUGGCGCCACCUGAAUCAGAAGCCAAGAUGAACAUAACCAAAGGGGGUCUGGUGUUGUUUUCAGCAAAUUCGAAUUCAUCGUGUAUGGAGCUUUCAAAGAAGAUCGCUGAGCGGCUAGGGGUGGAGAUGGGCAAAGUGCAGGUGUAUCAGGAGCCUGACCGAGAAACAAGAGUACAAAUUCAAGAAUCUGUGAGGGGAAAAGAUGUUUUCAUCAUUCAGACUGUUUCAAAGGAUGUGAAUACCACCAUCAUGGAGCUCCUGAUCAUGGUGUAUGCCUGUAAGACCUCCUGCGCCAAGAGCAUCAUCGGUGUGGUCCCGUACUUCCCCUACAGCAAGCAGUGCAAGAUGAGGAAGAGGGGCUCCAUCGUUUCCAAGCUGCUGGCCUCCAUGAUGUGCAAAGCCGGUCUGACUCAUCUCAUUACUAUGGAUUUACACCAGAAGGAAAUCCAGGGCUUCUUCAAUAUACCUGUUGACAACUUGAGAGCAUCUCCCUUCCUCUUACAGUACAUUCAGGAGGAGAUCCCAGAUUACAGGAACGCCGUCAUCGUGGCCAAGUCUCCGGCCUCAGCCAAGAGGGCCCAGUCUUUCGCCGAGCGCCUGCGUUUGGGCAUUGCGGUGAUUCAUGGAGAAGCACAGGACGCCGAGUCCGACCUGGUGGACGGGCGGCACUCCCCGCCUAUGGUCAGGAGCGCAGCCGCCAUCCACCCCAGCCUGGAGAUCCCCAUGCUGAUUCCUAAAGAAAAGCCCCCGAUCACAGUUGUUGGUGACGUGGGAGGCAGGAUCGCCAUCAUUGUGGAUGACAUCAUCGACGAUGUAGACAGCUUCCUGGCCGCCGCAGAGACCCUAAAGGAGAGGGGUGCAUAUAAGAUCUUCGUGAUGGCGACCCACGGCCUGCUGUCCUCCGACGCCCCCCGGCUGAUCGAGGAGUCUGCCAUCGAUGAGGUGGUGGUUACCAAUACAAUUCCACAUGAAAUCCAGAAGCUCCAGUGCCCCAAAAUCAAAACUGUGGAUAUCAGCAUGACCCUCUCAGAAGCCAUCCGUCGGAUUCACAAUGGGGAGUCUAUGUCCUACCUUUUCAGAAACAUAGGUUUAGAUGACUGAACACUGUUCUUUUAAAAAGUCCCGAGGGUCACACUGGAGUUGUGAGCGUCCGUACUCUGAGGCGCAUGCUUGGCUGGAUGCAUUUCAUGGGGGCCGGCUGUGUCUUGUUCCUUCCUUUUGUUAAUUUCUAUGAAGACAGACCCACUUUUUAUGUCCAUUUGGGUGUUUGUGAGUUUGAGGGGCAAUUUUUAUAAAAGAAAAACUAUAUUCUCCUCUUAAAUAGAAUACAUUUAAGACCUGGUUGUAUUCAGUUUAACCGUUUAAAAAAUAACUUGGAAAAAGAUUUUUAAGCUCACAAACGGCCUUUAUCGAAAGUUGCUGCAGCCCAAGUGCUUUUAAAAAGUUAGUAAAAUAAAAUGAUCUGCUGUAUGAUACUGCAGUUGAAAAGCCAAAAAGAUUAUGCUGUUAAAUCCAGUAAAUUACAUUUUUAGAAAUGCUUUUAUAGACAAGCAUAUGGAAUAUGUGACGGUUAUUUAUUUUCUGCAACAAAAGAAGGAAUAAAAACAUACUGUGUUUG